This is a messenger RNA of Physella acuta, 3287 nucleotides long. Its product is annotated as polypeptide N-acetylgalactosaminyltransferase 5. The record is from RefSeq and is a predicted model, not a curated record. NCBI's taxonomy places the organism in Eukaryota, Metazoa, Mollusca, Gastropoda, Physidae. Gene Ontology annotation, biological process: protein O-linked glycosylation. Gene Ontology annotation, molecular function: polypeptide N-acetylgalactosaminyltransferase activity. Gene Ontology annotation, cellular component: Golgi apparatus.
GCUACAUCACACGCUCUCUGCCCGGCUACCUCGACGUUACUCAACACCCCAGGGCUACACUUACCAGGAUCUACCUCUGAUGUUUUGAGUUUGAAACCUUUGGAGCCAGUGAAGAAAAAAACAACCAGACGCGUACACAACCCAAUGGUGCUGACAACCAGAUCAAGUUCGUAAACAACCCGAUGCCAACCCGCUAAAGCGCCGGGUGUUCGGUCUUUAACACGUGACUAUGGCCAGCUUUUUACGACGCCGGAGAGGAUUUCUCCUGAAACUUUUGGUGGCCAUCCCGCUCUUGUACAUCAUCUCCAUCUUCGUCUUUAGCAAACGGACGUUUUCAUUACUGGAGGGUGGUGGGGAGGGCAAGCAGCACCGUGAGCUGGAGGAGAACCACGAGGAGUUCCAUCGCGUCCAUAGAGUGGAGGUCACCAUGAAGAUAACAGACAGGCCCAGGACGGAGCGUCUGGAACCUGUCAUAGAGAAGGUCGCUGACCCCGAGCCUGUCCAGCACAACCAGCAGAACCAACAGAACCAGCAGAACCUGGUCAAGAUUGCGCCGUUACCCAAAGUAGACUUUGAUCCCAACGCUCCAGGUGAGAACGGGAAAGGUGUGACGAUAGAGAAAGAGAAGCUGUCUGAAGUGGAGAGGAAGAAGUUUGACGAGGGCUGGAAGAACAACGCCUACAACCAGUACGUCAGUGAUAUGAUGUCACUGCACAGGAGUCUACCUGACGUCAGAGACAAGGAAUGCCUUGACCAGCUGUACCACACAAAUCUACCAGACACCAGUGUGGUCAUCUGUUUCCACAACGAGGCCUGGUCAGUGUUGCUGAGGACAGUCCACAGCGUGCUGGACAGGUCGCCAGCUCACCUCCUCAAGGAGAUUAUUCUAGUCGACGACUUCUCCGAUAUGGAGCACCUGAAGAAACCACUGGAAGAAUACGUGGCCAAGCUGGGCAAGGUGAAGAUCACCCGAACCCUUCAGAGAGAGGGUUUGAUCCGGGCUCGCCUCUCAGGGUUCGCCAUAGCCACGGCCCAGGUGGUCACGUUCCUUGAUUCACAUUGUGAAUGUGCUGAAGGCUGGCUGGAACCCCUGCUGGACAGGAUAGCCAUCAAUGAGACGAUAGUUGUCUGCCCUGUGAUAGACGUGAUAGAGGACGACACCCUCAAGUACCAGUACAGCAGCGCCAAGGCCACCAGCAUUGGAGGCUUUGACUGGAACAUGCAGUUCUCAUGGCAUGGUAUUCCAGAGUUUGAGAGACAGAGAAGGGCCAGCGAUGUCGCCCCAAUCAAAUCCCCCACCAUGGCUGGUGGCCUGUUUGCAAUCAGCAGAAGAUAUUUUGAGAAACUUGGCACCUACGACCCAGGCAUGGAUAUCUGGGGUGGGGAAAAUUUAGAGUUGUCUUUCAGGGUGUGGAUGUGUGGAGGAUCCCUGGAGAUUAUACCCUGCUCACACGUGGGGCACAUCUUCCGCAAGCGCUCACCCUACAAGUGGAAAACUGGCGUCAAUGUGGUCAAGAAAAAUUCCAUUCGUCUGGCCGAAGUUUGGAUGGACGACUACAAGAACUAUUAUUACGAACGCUUUAAUUUUGAUCUGGGAGAGUAUGGUGAUGUGUCCGCACGUAAAGAGUUGAGGAAAAAUCUAAACUGCAAGUCCUUCGCCUGGUACAUUAAAAAUGUUUAUCCUGAUCUCUUUGUGCCUGGUGAAGCUUUAGCCUCAGGGGAGAUCCGCAGCAAGGCCAAGCCCAUGUGUAUAGACAGCCCAACAGACCACAACAGCUACCAUAAAGCUGUCAACAUGUGGGCGUGUCACAACCAGGGAGGCAACCAGUACUGGAUGCUGAGCAAGAAUGGGGAAAUCAGGCGAGAUGAUGGAUGCUUGGAUUACUCAGGGGGAGAUGACGUGAUUAUCUACCCCUGCCAUGGGCAGCGAGGCAAUCAGGAAUGGUUGUACAAGGAGGACAACACACUUGUACAUGCCAACACACAGAAGUGUGCGGAGGUGUCUGUGGAUGGUAAGAAGCUGAUGAUGAGGAAAUGUACCGGGGUAGACCGACAGAUCUGGCUGUGGAAGAGGAAGGCGCCAUCAGCUGCAUCUGAAGAGCGUAGACUUGAACAUUCCAAUAUAGUUUGGUAGCACAAAUGAUGCCCCAUGGUCACACCAAGAAGAUCCUCCUCAAGUCAUGGCAAAAUGAUUAAUGGUCAUGUGAAUUGACUCCUAGUCGCAUGUUCUAGAGAAGUUGGCAUCACACAUGGGUUUACAUCUAGGCCAACUGCGCAAGUCCCAAAAUUUGCUAUACACUUUUUUUAAGAAACAAUAAAACAAAUUAAAUUAGAAUUUUUGUUUGAUUCAUGUCCCUUUGUUUUAGCCAAUUCGAUUUUAGAAUUAAAAACUUAUUCAAUUUGAAAGAUUUUUUAAAUUUAAACUUUUUAAAAUUCGUUGUUAAUAAUUAUUAACAUUUGUUUUUCUUUACAAAAUGAAUGUUAAAACCUUGCUUAAAAUUUGUUUGGGCCGUGAAUUUACUUUGAUCAUGUUGUGAUAAGAUUUUAUUCACCAGCUUGUAAAUGCUAAAUCAAAUGGUAUCAGAUGAGUGUCAUGUAAUAAUGAGUGGGCUGUGAAUGAUUUUUGGCCUUAUACAAGCUGAUCUGGUCUGUUAUGAAUUCAUCCAAUGUCACAUCUUUAUGUGUACCACCAGUGUAUUGAUUUAUUUUACAACUGUGUAUAUUUUUAUGUGUACGACCAGACGUGUGUACGACUAGUGUUGUACAAGUACGACUAUGUGUGAACUGCUGUCAUUAUUUGUCCAUCUUAACAUAGCAAUACAAUACCGUAAUAACACUAAACAUAUUUUGAAUAUUAACCAAACAUUAACAAUUUUUCAAAUUGUAAUACAUUUUUAGAAAUGGAUUACGGGCUAAUGGACCUACAUGUUUGUCCCCUAGACAGUCAUGUUCAGCAUGAGUAUUGUUUCAUACUAAUGCGUUGCCUACUUUGACUAGCCGAUGGAUCAGUAGUUACUGAGUGUUGUGUUCUGCUCAAGUUGCAUGAAGUAUAUUCAACUGUAAUCUUUCUUUGUUUAGCUUUAAACAGAUUGUUGCUUGUGUUUGUUAUCUAUGUGGGAAUUGACUGACUAUCUUAGGGAGGGGGAUAAAUUACUUGUUUAAAGACCAGAAUCUACCUGCAUCUAGAGAUUAACUGACUUUACCUGAGUGUGAGACCAGACUUUACCUGGUUUGAGAAGACAUUACUUUAUGUGCAUGAAGAGAUGACCUGACUUUACCUGAGUGUA